Molecule: messenger RNA, 2922 nt
Organism: Seminavis robusta
Lineage: Eukaryota; Bacillariophyta; Bacillariophyceae; Naviculales; Naviculaceae
Source: the annotation of a GenBank genome assembly
AUGCAAGACUCUUCCUUCAACGGCGCUGCCACUGUCAGCAAUAGCAGCGGUUGUUCUGGCCAUGGCGGCAGCAGCGAAGACACUGCACCUACUACCGGUAGUACUAAUACCAAGUCGAAGAUUGAUGCUCUCAGGAUGAGUACUAGUAAUAGUAAUGGCACCGGUGCCACAGGUAGAUCAAGAAUGAGCUCUGUGACGAGCUCUGUCACUGGAGGCUGCUUGGGCCCGCCCAAAGACGGAGCACACCCGAAGAAUAAGAAGGGAUGCGGUCUGUCGAGAACCGUGCUCUUGAGGUUUCUGCUCAUGGUCAGUCUCCUCUUCGCUAUUGCCAUUUGCACGGCCGUCUCCUUUGGCGUGCUGCGUCAGGCUGAGCAUCAAGUCGGUCUUCAAACCUACGAAUCCAUCGCAGCCAGUGCCCUCGCGGGAGCUCAAGCCAUUACACUCCGAAAGGCACAGGGAUCGCAGGUCAUGGCCACGCUCAUGGCGCAAAUCUUUCCUCGGGCCCAAGAUUGGCCAUUCAUUGCCCUGGAGGGGUACAUCCCAAUUGCCGAAAAGGUCGCACAGCUCACUUCCACAACCACACAGUCCCUCAUGGUCGUCUUGGACUUGGAGGACGAGAGUACCAUUCUCCAAGACUUUGAACAACACACCGCACAAGUAUACCGAGAUCAGGGGCGCCCGGAAGACGCUGGCGUCAACGGCUUUGGCUUUGGGCUUUGGAAGCCAGACCCCAAAAAGUCAGACAAUGCUUGUGAGUUUCAAGACUGCCGACUUCACGACACAUCCACUGAACCACCCUCCAACUGGCAUGGACACCGAAGGAUAUCCACUCCACUCAUGCUACACAACCAGCCUGCCGCCAGCAGUCUGCUGUACAAUCUCUACUCUCAAGAGAACAGAGGUGUCCACAUUGAUUCCAUGCUGGAUUGCGUUCAACGCUACCAGCUGCAACAGGACAACGAGACGCAAUCUGACAUUAUCGAUAGUAUGCAGGGACCUUCCUGUGCCGUCAUUACAGAUAUCUUGGAGUUGAAGGUCCGUCCAGGACCGGCUGGACUCUUGUUCCAACCUAUCUAUCCGGCACAUGAUCCCUCUACCAUUGUGGCCUUUGCAACUACCAGCAUCCAUUGGGAAGAAGUAUUGACCACGACCUUUCCAGACUUUGUCUCGGGCUUGACCUGUGUUGUGUCCACAGACACUACCUCAUACACAUACGAAAUCCGAGAGGGAGUUCCCCAUUUGAUUGGUCCUGGAGACUUGCACGAUGAUGCAUACACGCGUCACGCCAAGUACAUUCAUCUAAAUGCUGGCAUGGAAACUGGAGCCUUGUCCAGCGCCGUGUACACGCUCACAGUGUAUCCCACCGCGGAAAUGUUUGAUUCCUUCAGCACCAAUAGCCCCAUUGCCGUCUCAAUGGGGUUCUUUGCUGUGGUUGCCUUUUGCGCCCUGGUCUUUGUCCUAUACGAUUAUCUGAUGCAGUCUGAAGCCCAUCAUCGGGAUGUCAUCCUUGAGAUGAAGCGGCGAUUUGUCCGCUUUAUCAGUCAUGAGAUUCGGACUCCGAUGAAUACCCUGUGCAUGGGGAUCGAGUUGCUUGAGGCUGAAUUGAAAGGAACUUCAAAGAAGAUAUCUGACAGCUGCCCUGGAAACGGACAGGUGAAACAAGAGGAUGUGGACUUGUGGUACCAGGUGACGCGAGACAUUGGCCAGAACGCUCAGACAGCAGUGGAAAUCCUGAACGACCUGCUGAACUUUGAUAAAAUUGAGUCGGGCACGUUGACCUUGGAGACGGGGCCUGUCUGUGUCUGGGAUUUGGUCGAACGAACAGUUCAGCAGUUCCAGAUCCAAGCUGUCAACCGCAAAGUGGAUCUCAAAUUCGACAUGGUCAAGCCGAGACCAGUUUUCUUGCCGGAAGGGGAAGAUGUCGAAUGCGGCGGUUGUUCAGACCAUCUCACGGUUCUUGGAGACAAUGUCAAGCUGGGCCAGGUCAUUCGCAACCUCAUAUCCAAUUCACUGAAAUUUACACCUGCCAACGGAUCUAUCCAAGUCGAGGCCGCUCAUAUUCCGGGAGGCCUUCCCAACGCUGUGCCAAUUCUCUUAUCUAAAAAGGGGGAGGGUGGAGAACCCAUCUUUAGCAGCAAGUAUCCUCGCGCUGGUUCUAUCCAAAUCACGGUCAAGGACAGUGGAAUUGGUUUGACGAAAGAGCAGCUCAAGUUGCUAUUCACAGAAGGGGUCCAAUUUGAUGCAAACCGUUUGCAGCAUGGAGGUGGUUCCGGCUUGGGUCUGACGAUCGCGAAAGGCAUCGUGGAACAGCACAGUGGCACACUCCGAGCAGAUUCCGAAGGUCAGGGGCACGGAACUAUGUUCAUCAUCGAGCUGCCUCUCUACGAGCUUUCGACGGAGGAAAUGAAGUCCGGCAGGGAAAACAAGACUGUACCGUGUUCGCAGCCACCCGCAAGUCCACAGACAGGAACAACAACAGCGGGCGCAGACAAACAGCACUCAACAUGCCCCGGCAAGCGUAUCUUGGUGGCGGAAGAUGCAGUGUCGAGUCUCAAAAUGUUGAUCCGUCUACUGGAGAGAGCUGGCCACUCGUGUGUAGGGGUUGAGAAUGGCCAGGAGGCAGUCAAUGCAAUCGAAGAGGACAUCAUGGACAUGCAGAUGAAACCUGGCCAUGUUCCGUUUGACACCGUUCUGAUGGAUUUUGAAAUGCCUAUUUUGAAAGGACCUGCUGCCACCCGAAAGAUUCGAAAACUGGGUUUUGUAGGCACGGUUGUGGGUAUCACAGGCAACAUCCUAUCAGAAGAUGUCGAAUUCUUCAAGACGCAUGGUGCCGAUGAAGUGCUGCCCAAACCAAUCACAAUGUCAAGGAUAAAUGCAUUUUGGGAACAACAUGACCAUGGGACGAGAGCGCCAAACAAUUGA